This is a messenger RNA of Akanthomyces muscarius, 1698 nucleotides long. RefSeq lists its product as uncharacterized. Gene Ontology annotation, cellular component: membrane. Bases 1 to 1698 code for a protein of 565 amino acids. Gene Ontology annotation, biological process: transmembrane transport; carbohydrate transport. The transcript is spliced from 3 exons. Lineage: Eukaryota; Fungi; Ascomycota; Sordariomycetes; Hypocreales; Cordycipitaceae. The record is from RefSeq and is a predicted model, not a curated record. Gene Ontology annotation, molecular function: carbohydrate:proton symporter activity.
AUGUUGGAGCAGCAGAAACGGAGCGUCGUCAUGCCGUCGCGACUGACGACGCCCGCCGCGCUCUUCUCCGUCGCGCUGCUCUUCUUCUCCGCCUUCAACUACGGCUUCAGCGACCAGUCGUUUGCGUCGACGCAGGCCACCACGGCCUUUACCCGCCAGUUCGGCGAGUACAAUGCCAAGACGCACAAGUACGCGCUCACGACCGUCUACCUGAGCCUGCUCAACAGCAUCAAGGCCGGCACGCAGCUCGUCGGCGUCUUCAUCGGCAGCUGGAUCAGCAAUCGCCAUGGCCGGCGCGCGUGCAUCUGCGCCAUGAGCGUGUAUGCGCUCGGAAGCACGGCCGUCAUUGUCUCGUCCGAGGAGCGCGCGCAAAUGCUGGUCGGCAGAAGCAUACACUAUAUAUAUCUUGGAAUGCAGCUAGCUGUUAUACCAACAUUCUUGGCCGAGAUCUCUCCUGUGCAGCUGCGCGGCACCGCUGGCGCCUCAUAUUGGCUCGCCAUCAAGUUUGGCGGUCUCGUCGUCACCUCCAUUGUGCGAGGAACAUCCACGAUCAAAGGAAACGCUUCUUGGCGGAUCCCCAUCAGCCUGAUCCUCGUCAUACCCGCAAUUCUCAUUGUUCUUGUGUGGUUCAUCCCAGAGUCUCCUCGGUGGCUUCUCCUUCGCGGUAGGAGAGACGCCGCGCUGUCCUCCCUCACGCGUCUGCGCCAAUCUCGUGCCGAGCGCACCGCAAAGCUACCCCCCUCCGAGUCCGUCAUCCAAGAGCUCGACGACCUAUCCGAUGCCAUUGAGCGUCUACGUCGCGAGACAGCCCAGGAAUCGCACCCAGCAGGCUCGCGCUCCAUCGCCACCCGGUUCCGCCUGCGCCAGUUCAUGGCCAUGUUCUCGCGCAGGCACCGCCAGUGCACCGCCAUCUGCGUCGGGCUGCUCUUCUUCCAGCAGUCCACCGGCCAGUCCUUUGCCUCGCAGUACGGCACCCUCUUCGUCAAGGCCCUGCACACCAUCAAUCCGUUUAGCGUGGCGCUCGGCAUCAACGCCAUCGACAUUGGCGCCAUCCUCAUCUGCAUGGCGCUCGUCGACCGCGUCGGCCGCCGCAGCCUGCUCAUCGCCUCGGCUUUCCUGCAGACGGCCUCACUCAUGAUCAUGGGCGGCCUCGGCGUGGUGGCGCACGCGUCGGACACGGCGCAGGGCGCCGCGUCGGCAUCGUCCGGCGCCAAGGCCGGCAUCGUCGCCAUGCUCAUGCUCUACUCGUUUGGCUGGAGCUUUGGCUACGCACCCCUGGCGUACGUCGUCGCGGCCGAGCUGCCCUCGCCGUUCCUGCGCGAGUACACGCUGCGCAUGGCGUACUCGGUCAAGCUCAUCAUGGAGUUUGUGAUUUCCUUUACCUAUCCGUACCUGGAAGACGUCAGCAAGGCGAAUCUUGGCGGCCGGCUGGGGUUCAUCUACGGAUCGGUGGCGUUUUUGGCGCUCAUCUUCAGCGUGGUUGCGGUGCCGGAGACGAAGCAGAUUGAGCUGGAAGACAUGGCCAUUGUCUUUGAGAAGCACCAGCUGCGGCAUGGCAAGAUGGCCCAAGUUCGCCCCGCUACGGUCAACGACACCGCAUCCGAAGACAACAAUGAUACUACAGGCAAAGACAAGAGUGAUACUACGAUUCAAGAGAACGGCGAAACUGCGUCUCCAGCACCUACGCUGUCAAAGUAA